CAGUAGCUGAACAGAACAGACGAAUAAUCUGUGAAUCUAGAUGCGCCUCUAGCGAAAUAUUGAAGGAAGGAAGGGAAGGAAUCUAUGAAUCUUUUUUAAAGAAUACUUUGAAACUAUUUUCAAGAAAUAUUUAGGAAUAGAGAUUGAAAAUAAUUUAAAAAAAAUAAAGAAUAGUGUGUUGAUAUAGAAAUGAUAGAAAAAGAGGAUGGUGUGCCAAAUAGCUAUAUCUUAAAAUAAAUAUCUUCGAAGAAAGCUAAAGACACUGUGACGGAGUCAAAAAUAAGAAGAAAAAAAGGACAUACUUUGGAAAAGAGAAUUUAUGUUUAGAAAAUAGAGCAAGAAAAAAUCAAACUAAAGAAGAGAUAUUAUAAGCCGCAUAACUAAAAAUAUUCUUAAGGAAGACUAAAGUCUUAGUGAAAUACGAAAAAUAGAAGAAAAAAAAUAAUGAAGAUGUUAUUUUGUAAUAUUUUCUAAAAAAUUACUAAAGUGCCAUUUAGUAACAUGAUAAUUUACUUUUAUCUCAACUUGCAAAAUAGCAUUGGUGUCCCAAUUAGUGGCCAAGUAAUCUCAUCAUGAAAAUAAAAAGAAAUAUAUAAAUUUAUUAAUAAAAAAUAAAAUAUAUUAUUUUAGUGCUUUCCAUUUUUUUAAUGGAAAAAUCAAUGAUGAACUGUCCACUGCUUGUUUCAAAUUUCCAUACUCCAAGAAUUAUAUGGAGCCAAUCAGACCUUACCAUUGUAGUUCGUAUUCUUUUAAUUGAUGUUCAUCAUUAUUAUCUUCGAGUCGAGAGUGAUUAUUUACUUUUUAGUACAACAGUAAAUGAUAAAAAUUAUUAUCUUACUUUGCAUUUGUUUGGACCAGUAAUAGCAGAAAAAACAGUACACAAUAAUUUUGGGAGAGAAAUUAAGAUCAGUCUCACAAAGGGACUCAAAUGGUUUCAAUGGUUAAGACUGAUUUCAUCUAAAGAAAAGGAUCCACUUAUAACAUAUGACUUAAAUUAUAUAUGUGAAAAAAAAUAUAUUAAGAAAAAUUUUUUUAUUAAAGGAUCUGUUAAUAACAUUAAGCAGCAAUAUGAUAAGAUGUAUAUAAGACCGCCUACAGAUGAUGAAUCUGAAUCUGAAUCUGACGAGGAAUUGGACUUUCUAAAAUAUGCCUAACAAUAUAUCCUUUUUUUAUUGUGUUUUUUAGCAUAAGAUAUUAUUUAAUUAUAACAAACAUGCUUUUAUCUCAUUUGAGAUAUAUAAAAAACAUGAUUAUGUGCAUAACUAAUAUAACAGCUGUAAUAUAGUAAUUUUUUACAUACACACAUGCAAGAUACAUACAAUAUAACAUAUUUCUUGUAGGAAACUCCAAAAUAGUAUAACUUUAUGUAUUAAGAAUUAUUAUAUUAGUUCGUAUGUUAUAAUAUAUGUAGGAUGACCCAGACUUUCCUCUGUAAUUUUUGUGGAAACAUAGAACAGAUUGAGAUGAACAUAAAAGUAUUAUUAUGCGAUAUUCGCAAUAAUAGUCGAGAUAUUAAUUAAAGAAGAUUGAUGAAUAAUGACGUGUGAUAUAGGAUGAGCUAUAGAGUAGCUAGAGUGGCGCCGUCUUGUAUGUAAGAUUGAUUUCGCGAAACGGUAUGGAAUUUUUAUGUUGAUCUCAAUCUCUGUUCUACGUUUCCACAAAAAUUGCGGAGGAGAAUCUGAAACACCCUAUACAUUCAUGGGAUCAGUUUAAUUUAGACUUUUAUUUCAUAAGUUUUAAUAAGACUAAUCUAAUUUAUAAGCCCCGUGUUGGUUUUAAGUUUGUUAAUGAUCUCUUACAACUAAUCGAAUCUAAUACAACAGAAUCGAAUUUAAUAUUUCAAUACAUCUAUCAAAAUAUA
Odontomachus brunneus is the source of this 1861-nucleotide messenger RNA. Its product is annotated as putative ATP-dependent RNA helicase TDRD12. The coding region runs from base 648 to 1154 and encodes 168 amino acids. NCBI's taxonomy places the organism in Eukaryota, Metazoa, Arthropoda, Insecta, Hymenoptera, Formicidae. The record is from RefSeq and is a predicted model, not a curated record. Gene Ontology annotation, biological process: germ-line stem cell division; transposable element silencing. The transcript is spliced from 6 exons.